Molecule: messenger RNA, 2487 nt
Organism: Pseudophryne corroboree (corroboree frog)
Lineage: Eukaryota; Metazoa; Chordata; Amphibia; Anura; Myobatrachidae
Gene: LDAH
Product: lipid droplet associated hydrolase
Exons: 7
Coding region: 186-1142 (318 amino acids)
Biological process (GO): lipid storage
Cellular component (GO): lipid droplet
Molecular function (GO): lipase activity
Source: RefSeq, a predicted model, not a curated record
CGUUUAAAGGGCUGUUCUCUGCCGGCCUGUCUCCGCCAGGUCCUAGAUCCCUCCAUGUUCUUUGCUUUCGGUUUCAAUCUCUGGACGCUGUCAGUGAAGCUGGGCCUAUUCCCGGGCUGUGUCAGUGCUGCAGAGGGGGAGGCACAGAGCAGCUGAUCCAACAUUGUGAGAGACCCUCCGGCAGGAUGUCAGAAGACCAUAUUCCAGUACAUGAGGAGUUCAUCUACUGUCUUGGCGCUGCUACACAAGUCCUUAAAUAUGGUCCUUGGCGGGAGCUGCAGAAAACCUCAGAUGAAGCCCCACCUAAACUUCUAUUUCUCAUCAUCCCAGGUAACCCGGGUGUAGUUGGAUUUUACAGGACAUUCAUGGAGUCACUUUACUGCGGUUUCAAUAGACAGUAUCCAGUCUGGACUCUCAGCCACGCGGGCCACUGUUCGCCACCUGCAGGGAUGGACAUGACCUGCGAUGGUGACGAGACAGAAGAUGUCUUCGGGCUUAACGGGCAAAUAGAACACAAGCUCUCUUUUCUGCGAGAGAACGUUCCAACUGAGAUGAAACUGGUUCUGAUUGGUCACUCAAUCGGGUGUUACAUUAUACUGGAGAUGCUGAAGCGAUCUGCAGACCUAAAGGUUUUAAGGUCUAUUUUGCUGUUUCCGACUAUUGAAAGAAUGGCUCAGUCCCCUCAAGGCAAAGUAAUGACUCCUCUGCUGUGCAGUCUGCGGUACAUUGUAUAUAUGCCCUGCUAUCUACUCUCCUUCCUGCCCGAAGUCAUGAAGACGUCUCUGGUGAAAUUUGCACUGCGUGGAAUCAAAUCUGUGGAUGAGGCUUGCGUGACGGCCUCGCUGAACCUCUUCAGAAUGGAGUGCGCAGUGAACGCUAUGUACAUGGGCAGUCAAGAAAUGGUGAACGUCAUGGAAAGAGACAGCGAGACCAUCAAACAAAAUUUAAGCAAGCUUAUUUUCUACUAUGGUGCCACAGACGCCUGGUGUCCUGUUCAGUAUUACGAAGAUAUCCGGAGGGACUUUCCUAAGGCUAAUAUCUGGCUCUGUGAGAAGGGGAUCAGGCAUGCCUUCGUCCUGGAUUCCAGCAAGGAAGUAGCAGCCAUGAUUAAAGUCUGGUUAAAAGAGCAAUCAAACAUCUGAGUAUUGCCCGGCCCAGACCCCGCUCUGGGCCAUGGACACGCAGGAGAUAAUUUUAAGUGCAUUCUUAAAGCCUAUUAAUUGCUCUUUGAGGCUGAUAAUCAGAAAUAUAAUGUAAGUUAAUGAACCAAUGCAUGCACUUUCUGAGAAGCGUUCGCCUGGCUUUGGAUCACGUCAAUCUCGACAUUGCCUGCAUUGUUUGUAGGUGGUAUUACUCGGAAAAAUACCAGGGAUCGCUCAUUAAAUACAUAGCACAAUGUGCUGCAGAAAAAACUUUGUUAAAAGUGAGGACAAGUUUAUGUACAUUAUAUUACCCACCACCCACCCACCUGUAAGCAGCAGCCGCUAGUGCUGGGCUGCAGUGGGGCCAGGGAAGCUGAGCAGCAGCAGUAGUCUCUUGUGUGAGCAAUCAUACUGAACGCCAUUACCCCUGGAUUUGACCUUGGCACCCCCCUGUUUAUCAGCGCUGCUGAUGCUCUUCUAUUUGUUAAGAGGUGUGGCCACGCUUCCUGUGAUUAGACCACGACCCCCAUCCCAAAAAGUACCCGAGCCUGUGCACUGUACGGCUCAGAGUGCAGGGUGUGUGGAAUACAUGGGCCCCCUUGUCGUAGAGGGCCCCAGUGCCAAACAUCCAGCACCCACAAUGCGUGACGAGCAGGGGGGCCCUUCCCAAAUACAGUACCUGCUGCUGGUGGACAUCUUUUUGGUGAUAUACUUCACACAGCAGAUGGCAAAAACACUGGCACUGAAAAUAUCACACGAAAGAUGGCCGCCAGCUGAAGCUAUAGUUGGGGGUGCCAUUGAACAUGGACCCCCCACCGCCGGCUGUUAAUACACCUUUGACAAGCAUUUAUUUUUUUUCAACAUCCAUGUACAUGACACCUGUUACUUCUGUAAUACGCCAAGUUUUAAUUCCGUUUUAUGUUGACUGUUGAUUAUUCGAUGGCAGUUGUUUGUUUUUAUCUAGUAUCGUUUAGAUAGACUUUAAAGUGAAUUAGAGCCUUUUCAUUUCUAGCCUGAACACGCUCCCUGCCAUUGAAAUGUUGGCUGCAGAUAAGCCCCAGAAGUGAGAAGCGGGAAAUGUGCAAAUCCUACAUCGGGUGGAGAGUUUUGGGAUGGUGAAUCUGUCUUUAAAAAAACAAAACCCAAUAAUAAAUCUAUGACGCAUCUUUCCGCUACAAUGCAUAUUCUGGCGAGGGAACAUAUAAAGUAACACUGACAAGUUUAAUAUAUGGAUGAUAGUCCUAAUUCCUUAAAGAAGUACAAAUGUAACUGAACAAUGACUAAUAGUUUAACAUACAGUACUGAGGCAGAGGCGGUCGCUGGGCGAGAGGGGGCUGGACGGCGG